Molecule: messenger RNA, 906 nt
Organism: Ornithodoros turicata
Lineage: Eukaryota; Metazoa; Arthropoda; Arachnida; Ixodida; Argasidae
Exons: 1
Coding region: 1-906 (301 amino acids)
Biological process (GO): DNA integration
Molecular function (GO): nucleic acid binding
Source: RefSeq, a predicted model, not a curated record
AUGAAGGCAUGUGCCCGCAGCUAUAUUUGGUGGAGUGGCUUAGACAGGGACAUUGAAGAGAUCGCCAGAGAAUGUAACAUCUGUGGUGAGACGCAGAAGGCACUUGGAAAUGCACCGCAGCCUCACUGGGAACACCCCAACAGCCCAUGGAGCACCAUCCACUUGGACUUUGCUGGGCCUGUGGAUGGUCACACAUAUCUCGCUGUGGUUGAUGCCUAUAGCAAGUGGGCGGAAGUACGGGAAGUUAAGAAUCCAAACUCCGCAACAGUGGUGGAAAUCUUACGGAGCCUCUUUGCAGCUUUUGGUAUUCCCAAAAAGGUUGUGUCGGACAACGGGACAGCUUUUGUGUCAGAGGAAAUAAGGGACUUCAACAACAGGAAUGGUAUCAAGUACGUUACCUCAGCCACCUAUCAUCCUGCAACAAAUAAGCAGGCAGAAAGGAUGGUUGGUGAACUGAAAAGAGCCCUUUCAAGAGGAGGUCCAGGGACAUUGGCGUGCCGGAUUUCAAGAUUUUUGUCCAAGCAACACACAACUUGUCAUGCAAAGACCGGAAAUACGCCUGCAAGGCUGAUGUUUGGACGAGAGCUACCCUCUUUGUUGGACGCCUUGAAACCAGCAAAGGACACACCAAAUCGAUGUGAUGAACUUCCAAAAUCGCGAACGCCAGUGGAUGGCCAAGUGGUGUUAGUGAAGAACUUCACCGGGAAACCAGCUUGGUUACAAGGACGAGUAGUCAGAAGAGUCGGACAACGUUCAUGGAUAGUUCAAACAGCCAAUGGUGACGUAAGGCGUCACAUUGACCACAUCAAACUACGUCAGACCAUACAGCCAACGUGUGACUACAGCUGCAGACCACUGCUGACAUGGGAUUUACGUCACUGCCUCGUCGCCAGUGUUAGAUCUUGA